CUUGUUUUCCCCUUCUCUUGUUUGUUUAGUAGUCUCUGUGCUUUUACCCAAAGCAACUUACACUACAUUCAAUAAAUACAUUUUAUUACAUUGUCAGUUUGUCAUUUAUCAUCUUAUCAGUUCAUGACUGUCCUUGAUCAGUCCUCCACCGCAGUGUGUGCUGGAGUCAAACCAAAACAGUUCAUCAGAAGUUUAGCCAGAGCGAAUCUUGUCAUGUACACAUUCUUGGAAUUCUUGGAAGCCCAGUAACUUCACAUUGUAUCUGUCUGACAGAGACUAUUCAUCCUGCGUUUGGUUGUAUCUGCUCCGUGACUGACCAGGCAGGCAUGACCCUCUCACAGCGCAGAUAAACCUGCAUCCUCCAGCCUUUGACCUCCACUGGUUAUCACUACAGCCACAGAAGGUAAGAUGGAAGAAACUGAUUAUGUGAGAGCCAAGCCCGUGGCAGAAGACUCAAAUGCUGAUUCCAUCAAUAUUGACGAUGGGCGUUAUAAUGCGCUGCGUGAAGAUCUGGAAGCAGAUGCUCGGGAUUUUGAGGCUCCCACCUGGAGUUUAGCUGUUGACCAGGAGUAUUUAAAAAACUAUUCCAAAGAGGCCAUUAAAAGACAGGACGUAAUACAUGAGCUGAUUCAGACAGAAAUAAAUCACGUGCGGACGCUUAAGCUGGUUUUGGGUGUAUACGUGCGAGAACUACGUGAGAACCUGCAAAUGGAUGAGAUGCGACUAGAAAGACUCUUUCCACAGGUGGAAAACCUGCUCCAGGUGCACCAGCUUUUCCUUGACCGCCUUAAACAGCGAAGAGUCAACUCCAUGGAGGCAGGCAGUACCCAAAAUUACUGCAUCCACAGUAUUGGAGACAUCCUUAUCGCACAGUUCUCAGGUGAAAUUAGGGACAGAAUGCAGUACUGCUAUGGAGUGUUCUGCAGUCACCACACCGAUGCAGUCAACUUCUACAAAGACAUGAUGCAAAACAAGAAGUUCCAGGCUUUAAUACGAAAAAUAUGUCAGUUGUCCAUUAUACGGAGAUUAGGAAUCCCAGAGAUUAUUCUCCUUAUAACGCAGCGCAUCACAAAAUAUCCAGUUCUGUUUGAACGUGUCAUUAAAUACACUGAAGUUGACUCAGAGGAGCACAAAUGCUUAGUACGAGGUCUGGACUUGCUGAAAGACACCAUAUCACAAGUGAAUACUCACGUGGAUGAGUUUGAGAAGGCGUCAAGGCUAAAGGACUUGAGCAGUAAGCUGGAGCCCAAGUCCCAGGUCAAGAUGACCCACGGGCGAGUGUUUCGCAGAGAGGACAUGCUACAGGGCAAAAGGAUGCUGCUUCACGAGGGCAUGCUUAACUGGAGGUUAACUUCUAACAAAAGCAAAGAUGUCCUAGUCUUGCUGUUGUCAGAUGUUUUGCUGCUGUUACUGGAGAAAGAUCAGAGACUUACCUUUGCCUCUCUGGACGGUAAGCCUGCAGUGAUUUCACUGCUGAAGCUCAUUGUGCGUGAAGCGGCUCAUAACGAGAAGACCAUGUUUCUGAUCUCCGCCUCCUCGGACACUCCAGAGAUGUACGAGUUUCACACCUCCUCCGGAGAGGAGCGCAACACCUGGAGAGACAAAAUCUGGAAGGCCGUGGAACUCUGUCCAGAAGAUGAGGAAGAGGAGCCAGAAGAGCUCUCUGAGAAGAUCCAGGACUUUCAAAGGAGGCUUUACAUUCAUGAUGCCAUGAUAGAGCAGAACCUCACAGAAAAGCUGAAGUUAUUCACCAACAUUACAGCCUAUGUGACAGGUGUUACUGACAUCUCUCCAAGUGAGCGCCAUCUGCUGCGUGGGAAUGUAUCAGAGCCCCUGCAGGGGGAGCAACUCCUCGCUGGAGCCCUGAAAGAUGUGGAGAAUUUACAAAACUUGCUGGUAACAUGUGAGUACAGCCAAACUCCUCCUCCUCCUCCUGGUGAAGGGAUGGAUCUGGUGCCACUUCCCAAGAGACCUGAUGCUUUCAGAGGCUUUGAGAGUGAAACUUGCAUGCUACCUGGAAGUGGUAUUGAGAGUUAUUCCAAUGAGGACCUGGAGCUGUCGGCAGAUGAGGAGAUGACUCUACAGAGCUGGAGUGCAUAUCUGUCGGUCUUCUUCCCUAAAGCAGAGCUUUAUGACAUUGCAAAUAGAUUGUCUCAGAAACUUUACAGCCUUCAGUCCGUCGUCCAGCAGCAAGAGAGCCACAUCGAGUUGCAGCGCGCCACUAUUGAGGAGCUGAUGUCCCGCCCCCGGGGCAACACUCUCCUGGAGAAGGAAAAGCAUCGGAACCUGGAAAAGCAGCGUGAGGAGCUGGUCAACUUCCAGCGGCUCCGGAAUCAGCACCGACAGGAGCAGGUGCAGUGGGAGCAGGAAAGAGAAAGGCAGAGGGUGCAGGCAGAGGUCAGGGAGAAGGAGCUGAGCGAGAGAGAACUGGAAUGCAGCAAACUGGAAGAAAAGCUUACGGAAGAUAAACAGGAACUGGCCAGGGGCAGAAUGGAGUACCAGGAGGAUCUGGAACGGCUCCGAGACUCUAUGCGUAAUUUGCAGAAGGAGAAAGAAAAGGUGGAUCAGUUGCAGAAGAAGUAUAAGAAGUAUGAGAAGAAUGAGAACGUACCCAACACUGCAACCUUUCCCUUGGAGAAUGAACAGAUACAGUUACCUCCACCCUACCCCAUAUUGAACGUGGUUACUCCCGGCUUUGAAGAGAGGCCUCCUCUGGUACCGCCACGCAGGGAGAGCAUCAUUAACCUUCCUGUUAAAGCAGAAGUGCCCAUCCACCUCAUUAGUACCACCAACCAAUCCCACAAAGCCGGCUCUGUCCAACAGAAGAUCCCCACCAAGCUGGCCGCCCAACCGAAAGGCAAGGAGAAGCACAGCAAGCACAGGAACUCCCAUCAGCGCACCAACAGCGCAGCUGGCAUAGAGGUGUCUCAAUUACUUCCCAUCAAAGUUGCAGGAAAGGAAGGAGGCAGUUUAAGAGCCGUGAGAUCCAACAGUCCUCACCAACUCCGUCCAGAUACGUUCAUGCUUCCAGAGAGGUUAUCCAGCUCCGCACCCUCUCAUUCAGGAAAUGGCAGCAGGAAGCACAAUAACAAUCAUAACUCCCACAGUACCCAUUCAGGACAACAUAAACCCAAAGACAAUGCAGCUGCAGAAGACAUUUACUUCUUUUAAUGACUCUGUGUGAUCUGCAGGACUACAACAUGGGUUUUUUUCUCAAACAUGACCUGCAAAUGCAUUUUUCAAAGAAAUGAAAUCAUGCAAUUAUGAUUUCUGUUUUUACUCUGAUUUUUACCUUUGAUUGGAAAAAAAAAAAAAAUUCACAGGGUUAGUGAAAAAACACUUUAGGAAGAAUCAUUCCUGGCAGUACUUCUCAGAGUUUUAGGCCUCUUACAUUAACUAAACAAUCUCUUGUUUCCUGUUCAGUUCCACAUUACACAGUGGUCUUUGUCUUAAUGAUUUGUCAUUCCUGUAAAUAGCUGUUUUUAGUUAUUUAUUGUGAUUUUAUUUCAGAGGUGUUUGGCCCCACAAGCGUUACACUACAAAGUCUUAGUGUUCUUCCUGGACUCUUUAUAGGAGUCGAGUUUCUCAGCUGUGACAUUUUAAAAAAGUGUAGACCUAUUUAAUAUGUGGAAGACAGUUUUGGUUUAAAGUGUAAAUUUCCUUUUUCAUUUUCUCCUGUUUUUGUACAGAUGAAAGGGUCUUUUACAUAGUUUUGCUUCUGUCAACUGGAAAAUAAUGUUAUAUUUGAGCAAAUAUUUUAGUGGGUUUUUUUUUUUUUUAGAAAAAAAAUACUUGUUUUUCUUUUUGACUGGGGUAUAUGCUCUUCACUACUGGAUAUCAGAGGUACCACUCCUUAUUUCUUUUUAGUUUUUUUGUCAUUCAUUUAUAGUGUAUGUAGCUGGAUUAUUAUUUUGAUUUUAUUCUGAGAAAAUACAGACUGUCUUAAUUAGAAACCGUACAUUGUAAAUUGUGAGGACAAAAAGCUGUAUUUACUCUGCACUAAGAAAAACUGUUGCACUUUUAAGUGCUUGCCAUUUGCUCAGUAAAAUGAACAAACAUAAA
Molecule: messenger RNA, 4062 nt
Organism: Megalobrama amblycephala (Wuchang bream)
Lineage: Eukaryota; Metazoa; Chordata; Actinopteri; Cypriniformes; Xenocyprididae
Gene: arhgef18a
Product: rho/rac guanine nucleotide exchange factor (GEF) 18a
Exons: 20
Coding region: 409-3171 (920 amino acids)
Biological process (GO): regulation of Rho protein signal transduction
Cellular component (GO): plasma membrane
Molecular function (GO): guanyl-nucleotide exchange factor activity
Source: RefSeq, a predicted model, not a curated record